Molecule: messenger RNA, 753 nt
Organism: Oryza sativa Japonica Group (Japanese rice)
Lineage: Eukaryota; Viridiplantae; Streptophyta; Magnoliopsida; Poales; Poaceae
Product: photosystem I reaction center subunit V, chloroplastic
Biological process (GO): photosynthesis
Cellular component (GO): photosystem I; chloroplast thylakoid membrane
Source: RefSeq, a predicted model, not a curated record
CGCCACGUCACCUCCCGCUAUAUACCCAAACCACCAUUUACACGAGCUCGCGAGAUCAAGAGAGCACCACCACUCGAUCGCAGCGAGACCCACCCUCAAGCUCCAAGCUCCAAGAACCAUGGCCGCCACCUCGCUGUCGCCGCCGACCGUGGCCGGGCUGCGGCUGGCGCCGUCGCCGCGCGUGCGGUCGCCGUCUGUGGCGUUCAGGGCGGCGCCGGCGAGGAGGAGGUCGGUGGCGGCGAGGGCGGAGCUGAGCCCGUCGCUGGUGAUCAGCCUGAGCACCGGCGUCUCCCUGUUCCUGGGGCGGUUCGUGUUCUUCAACUUCCAGCGGGAGAACGUGGCGAAGCAGGUGCCGGAGCAGAACGGCAAGACGCACUUCGACGCCGGCGACGAGCGCGCCAAGGAGUUCGCCGGCCUGCUCCGGUCCAACGACCCCGUCGGCUUCAACCUCGUCGACGUCCUCGCCUGGGGCUCCCUCGGCCACAUCGUCGCCUACUACAUCCUCGCCACCUGCAGCAACGGAUACAACCCAAACUUCUUCUGAUCAUUCUCAUCUUGGAUGGAUGCAAUGUAAUCUGAAUGGAUCUCUGGUGUUUCUACGUGAUUAUGUAUGAGAUGGGUAAAAAAGAAAAGAAAAAAGGUUGAUUAAUUUGGAACAGUAGUGCAAUCGCGUGUGUAUAUUGGCCGCAUGAAAUUUGUCAGUUUGAUGAUCUUUCUCUAUGCUCAUGUAUCAGUUACUUUCAGAGUUUCAGA